GCUAAGCAUAAAUAGCCGCGAAUAGCAACGCCCAUAGUUCCGUUCCAUACUAUACCAGUAGCAGCUAGGUGGUUUGCUUGGAGCGAGACGGGAGCAACGACGCGGGCAGCGGCGAUUGGCGUGGAGAAGCUAGAUUAUUGGUGUGACUUUCCGACCGCGAAAAUAGUAGGGCUGGCAAACCGGUGGCCGGCCGGCGAUCCGGCCGAGGCGAUGGGGAGCAUCGACGGCCACUCGCUGCAGGGGCAUCAGCAGCAGCAAGGGUACUCCCACGUCGGCGCGGGAGGGAGCAACGAGGAGGAGGAGGCGUCGCCGCCGCCGGCUGGUGGCUCGGCGGCGGGGUCGGCUGGGCGCCGGCCGAGGGGGAGGCCACCUGGGUCGAAGAACAAGCCGAAGCCGCCCGUCGUGGUGACGCGGGAGAGUCCCAACGCGAUGCGGUCACACGUGCUGGAGAUCGCAAGCGGCGCCGACAUCGUCGAGGCCAUCGCUGGCUUCUCCCGCCGCAGGCAGCGCGGCGUGUCCGUGCUCAGCGGGAGCGGCGCCGUCACCAACGUCACGCUCCGGCAGCCCGCGGGGACGGGGGCCGCUGCCGUCGCGCUGCGGGGGAGGUUCGAGAUACUUUCCAUGUCUGGCGCCUUCCUCCCGGCUCCGGCUCCGCCGGGGGCCACUGGUCUCGCCGUGUACCUCGCCGGCGGGCAGGGGCAGGUGGUGGGAGGGAGCGUCAUGGGAGAGCUGAUCGCGUCCGGCCCCGUCAUGGUGAUCGCGGCCACGUUCGGCAACGCCACCUACGAGAGGCUGCCGCUGGACCAGGAAGGCGAGGAGGGCGCCGUGCUGUCCGGGUCGGAGGGCGCCGCCGCGCAGAUGGAGCAGCAGAGCAGCGGUGGCGCCGUCGUGCCCCCGCCGAUGUACGCCGCCGUCCAGCAGACGCCCCCGCACGACAUGUUCGGGCAGUGGGGGCAUGCAGCGGUGACUCGGCCACCGCCGACGUCCUUCUAGUACUGCACCGGUUAAUCAAUGUCUCUCUACCUGGCUAGUUAGACUUCCACCUCUUCCCUAGUUGUUUUAAGUAGGUUAAUCAUUUACCAUGUUAAUUAAUGUGCUAUGUAAUGCAUAAGUACUCGUGUGAUCUUAUCAUUUCAUUCUCUUCCGAGCUUGAAGAAUGUACAAUUACUAUGCGUAUCAAAAUCGACAGUGGUUGCUCACUUGCUCCUU
This is a messenger RNA of Oryza brachyantha (malo sina), 1209 nucleotides long. RefSeq names its product AT-hook motif nuclear-localized protein 22. The transcript has a single exon. Lineage: Eukaryota; Viridiplantae; Streptophyta; Magnoliopsida; Poales; Poaceae. Gene Ontology annotation, cellular component: nucleus. Gene Ontology annotation, molecular function: minor groove of adenine-thymine-rich DNA binding; DNA-binding transcription factor activity. Bases 211 to 993 code for a protein of 260 amino acids. The record is from RefSeq and is a predicted model, not a curated record.